Molecule: messenger RNA, 3003 nt
Organism: Cryptomeria japonica (Japanese cedar)
Lineage: Eukaryota; Viridiplantae; Streptophyta; Pinopsida; Cupressales; Cupressaceae
Exons: 7
Coding region: 1325-2551 (408 amino acids)
Source: RefSeq, a predicted model, not a curated record
AACUAGAUCUAACUAAGACUAGGUUCUGACAGAUCCAACGGUCCACGAACAAGCCCCUGAUUAAGGAAAGCUCGAGGCUCGGUGCCGAGCCUGAAUGGGCUGUAUACGAACUAGUCCUGUCUGUCCGUUCGGGGGAUUGCCGGAGCCAGUCUUCUACGACCAAAUCGCCGCUUUUAUGGUCGACAAUGUGCGCUUUCGAUUCGGUGGGAAGUUUCUGCAUAUAACGAACAGAUCGAGCUAAGUAUCUCUAGAUUUGGUGCAGUAUCGGCUGUAGAAUUUUGCUAUAUCAGGAGCUGGAAGGAGGCAACAGGGUGGCUCUUUUGUCUGGUAAACAUACUUUUCUGUCUGGGAAAUGCAGAUUUUGGGAUUGGGUUUUUGAUUGUUUUGUAGAUUGGUUGCUGAGAAAGGAGUUUGUAGUUGCCAUGGUGUUUGAGUCAAAGGGGCAAUGGCUGCCCUCCUUAGCAGGCAACUACAUUGCAUUUGAGUGGGGCAGGAAAGAAGGGUUUUGCAGAAUUCUAUUGGCUUUGAUGGAUUUUGGACACAAAUUAGAGAAGAAAUAGCAUUGUUUUUACAGAUGUUUGUGUGACUAUUGUAUUUUGAGGUCAGUCUGUGUAAGGAUAUUGAUGCUUUGGGGAAAAUUAAAUGUCUUGGUGCAUUAAUAAGGCCUGAUUGGGAAUCUCAACGGUUGCUUUAAGGGAGUUAUUGGUCGCUUUCACCAGUCGGCCUGGUUUUGAUGGAUUUGGUGUUCACAGAGGAAAAUAUUCCUUUUUGUUGAAGACCGUUUCUAGGAAAUCACAUGUUUGAGAUUAGUGUUAUAAGAAAUUUGAUGCCUUGGAAAAAGUGAAAUAUAGGAACUCAGCAUUGUAUCGUGGAGAGUUAGUAAUUGCUUUCUCUGGUUGCCCUGUGGGAUAUUUAGUAAUAUCUCGAAAGGAAUUUGUUGAAUUUGAGUUCUUAUAUUGUUUUUCAUAGUUUUUUGUCUUCACAUUUACAAAAAAAGUAGUAUUCUGUUAAAGGCCACAAGAAGGAAUUUAUGUGUUUGAGGUCAUAUCUUCCAAGGAUUUUGAUGCUCUUGGAACAUUGAUUCACUAGAAGCUCCAAGAAGCUUGGCCUAAGAAACCAUUAGUGCUUUUGUGAGCGUUUGUCAUUGCUUUCACUGGUUGGCCCAUGAGGAAUAACAGUAUCUAUCAUGAAUAGGAAUUUUGUAUUUUGAAUACCCGUUAGGGGUUUUGUACAUAAGGAUUGAUUUUGGGGUUAUGUGAUAGGAUCUAUGCUAUAAGCAAGCUUUGACAACUCUUUUGUACAUACAGAGGGUAUUUUGGGAUAUAUGAAAAUGUUUGGAGCCCAAAACAAGCACGGGGAAAUGUUACCCCUUAUGUGGGAAAGCCAAAAGAAGAAUCCCAUAUGGAAGGGCAAUAGUAACGCACUUAGAAGGAAUGUCAUGGUAAGGUUUUCAGAUCUGUACUCAUUUACUGUUGAGGGGAGUCUGGAGGAUGCAAAUGUUUUCAAUGAGGUGAGGGAGAGGGUGAAAGAACAAGGCAGGGUGUGGUGGGCAUUGGAAGCCAGCAAAGGGGCUGCCUGGUAUUUGCAGCCAAAGAUAUCAUCUAUGUCUGAAGGAAUUGCUGUAUCUUCAUUAUCACUUACCGUUCUCACUAAUACCAUUGUGUUGAAGAGGCUGAUUAGGAAGGGGAUUCCCCCUCAGUUGAGACCUAAGGUUUGGCUAUCAGUUUCUGGUGCAGCGAAGAAACGGUCUACUGUGCCAGAUAGCUAUUACGAGGAUCUUACCAAGGCUGUUCAAGGAAAGGUCACUGCUGCGACACGCCAGAUUGAUCAUGAUCUCCCACGCACUUUCCCUUCACAUCCCUGGCUAGAUAGUCCAGAUGGACAUGCGGCAUUGCGCAGGGUGCUUGUUGGAUACUCUUUUCGUGACUCUCAUGUUGGUUAUUGUCAAGGUUUGAAUUAUGUGGCUGCACUUUUACUGCUUGUCAUGAAAACUGAGGAGGAUGUAUUUUGGAUGCUUGCUGUGCUUUUGGAGAAUGUGUUGGUCAAUGACUGCUACACAGACAACUUGUCGGGAUGUCAUGUUGAACAGAGGGUAUUUAGAGACCUCCUGGCAAAAAAACUACCUAGAGUUGCUGCACAUUUGGAGCAUUUGGAAUUUGAUGUCUCCCUUGUAGCAACAGAAUGGUUUCUUUGUCUGUUUGCAAAGAGUUUGCCAUCCGAAACUACAAUGCGUGUUUGGGAUGUUCUUUUUAAUGAAGGUGCCAAGGUUUUAUUUCGAGUAGCCUUAGCUAUCUUCAAGAUGAGGGAGGAUGACAUACUAGCAGCUCAACAAAUUGGGGAUGUUAUUAGUAUUUUGCAUAAUACUACGCAUCAUGCAUUUGAUCCUGAUGCAUUAUUGAAGGUGGCCUUUGAGCAAAUUGGUUCUAUGACCACAAACACAAUUACAAAGCAACGUAAAAAGCAAGAACCUGCUGUAAUGGCAGAAUUGGAUGAGAGAUCAAGGCGACUCAAUUCCACAGGAAAUGAGAAAUCAUCAAUUUCAGAUGAUUAGAUUGUGUGUGUCUAUACAAUAACUUUUCUGUUCCAAAACAAUGCCAUAAUGGUUGCAUCUGUUUUGGUACGCUUGAUAUCAAGAUCUGUUAUGAACAUGUAAAUUUCAAUGUGCAAAGCAGAUGUGGGUUAAUUAUAAUCAAGCCAUUCCAAAGUAUGCCAUAGAAAAUUUCACCAUUUUUUGUUUCAGUGAGGUGGCAGGUGUGGAACAUGCUAUUGUUGCUGCAAGUUCCAAAAUCUUCCCACUAUCAUGAGAUGCAGCGGCCAAUUCUUCACCAUGAUUUUUGUGUAUUGAAAAGUUUUAAGAAUUCUUGCAUUAUUACAAAACAAGUUGAGAUGUUUGAAGUUGUCUUCUCUUGGUCAUAAUCUUCAGAUCUGUUCAUCUUUGGAUAACAGUACUUGUUGGGCUGUGUAAUUGUAAUGUGCUUGAAUUCACAAACAACUAUUUGAUCC